GGGUACGAGCCUGUCUGCAAACCUCAGUUCGAGAACAAGAAGAGAAGUAUGAAAUCCAAGGUGGCCCACAGAGAGGCCGGCUCAACAGAGAACAUCUGCUGCCUAAGUUGUUUGAUGGAUGCUACUUCUAUUUUCUGGGAUCUUUCAGCCAUCACCAGAAGAGUGAUCUUGUGGAGUUAGUCAAAGCAGCAGGAGGACAAAUUCUGGUUAGGCAGCCGAAGCCAGACAGUGAUGUGACCCAAACAAUCAACACAGUGGCAUACCAUGCAGACUGUACUUCUGACCAGAGGUUUUGCACUCAGUAUGUAAUCUAUGAUGCUUCUUCUAAAUUCAAGCCGGAGAAAAUUCGUCAGGGCAAAGUCUGGAUGGCCCCUUCCAGCUGGCUUAUAGACUGUGUGAUGUCAUUUCAGCUCCUGCCUGUCAAAUGA
Mesitornis unicolor (brown roatelo) is the source of this 428-nucleotide messenger RNA. RefSeq names its product BRCA1-associated RING domain protein 1-like. The annotation marks the transcript as partial. NCBI's taxonomy places the organism in Eukaryota, Metazoa, Chordata, Aves, Mesitornithiformes, Mesitornithidae. The transcript is spliced from 2 exons. The record is from RefSeq and is a predicted model, not a curated record.